Messenger RNA from Maniola jurtina (meadow brown), 2977 nucleotides. RefSeq names its product syntaxin-23 (gene dcma). Bases 457 to 1179 code for a protein of 240 amino acids. The transcript has 6 exons. Lineage: Eukaryota; Metazoa; Arthropoda; Insecta; Lepidoptera; Nymphalidae. Gene Ontology annotation, biological process: G protein-coupled receptor signaling pathway. The record is from RefSeq and is a predicted model, not a curated record. Gene Ontology annotation, cellular component: neuron projection.
AAGCGCCGGCCGCAUUUCCUUACAUUCCUACUUUAAGGACUUCUUCGACUUGGAAUUCUCCGGUUGAAUUCCGUAAGAGUUUUCUUUAGUUUUAAGACGCUUUGUGUGGAAUUCCAUCACUUAGCGAUUUGUGAAUUUUCGAAAGGCAAAUUCAAUCGUUGCAGCUUAAAACUAGCGAAAAGAAAACACAAAUAUAAUACAUAAUAAAUAAUGUGCCUACAAUAAUAUAAGAAAAUUAGCUUUAAAAUAAAAAUAAAUGAUGAAAAAGUGAUUAUCAAAAUGUGAAAUACGUUGCUGUGUUUAAAAUAAUAUUAUACUUACUUAAUAAUAAAAUAUUAUUAUCAUAAAUAGAAUAUGAUUGUAUAUUAUCUUAAAAAUAAGUGAAAACAUUAAAAAUCCAUUAGUGGUCUCAAUAUAAUGUUGGUUUAGUGUCAUUUGUUCGUAAAGUGAUACAACAUGUUGCCAGUGCCACAGGAUCGUAUGUCCGGACGACGCAGCAGUUCUAUUGUUAGUAGGACAUUGCUGGGUCGUCGAGCCUCCGUCUACGUCACUAGCAACCAGCAAGAUCCGGCUAAGCUAAUAACGGAGAUAAACGUGCAGCUGGCAUUAUUCCGCGACCUUCUGAUUCACAUUGGCCAGCCUCACGACUGUCCCGAGUUGCGGGAGAGAGUGCGACGUCUACGCCGGACUUGCGUAGAAGCAACCAAGCAAACCAGCCAGUUAGUUCUGCCCGCCUCGAAAAAGUCAACAAGCGAAGGCUGCGCAGACCAGCCCCAGUUGGUGCUGCUGUACUUUAUGUCCCAACUACUCCUCCGAGAGCUUGCCAAGUGCCAUCGGCUCGUGCAGCUCGUGCCUAUGGACAUGACUUCAUACUAUGAAAACCGUGCGGGUCCCUCGAACUUCGGCAACGUGAUCAGUCAGAUAUUGCUGUGCAAGCAGAUCACGCCUGACUUCAACCAGGAGGAACUAUGCAGCAUCGCCAAGGACACGCAGGAAAUCACAAGGAUCGUCAACGACAUACAGGAGUACCUCCCCCAGCAUGAGAACCUUAAUCAUCUAGAGACUACUGUUGCGCUUAAAGGCGACGACGUUAACGGCCUAUGGAGGAACAAACGGAGAGGAUCGCUCUACAAAGGCAUGGGAGUCCUUUGUUGUAUGUCGCGUCCUAACUACCUCUGAGGGUGACGAGUAUCGCCUCCGCGGCGGCUGGGAGUCACAGAUUAAAUUAUAACAAAGAACUUACAAUUCAAAACACCAGUGUAACAAUAACAAAAACUUCAAGUGUUCAUAAACUGUAAGUGAACGCGGUUAGCUAAGUAGGGGUAAGGAAUGAUUGAUUCAUCAAGAGUAGAAAUUAAAGGGUCCAUUAGAUUGCUAUACUAGCGAAGCAACAUAUUGUGCUAGGUAUGCUUAUGUUUUAAAUACAUCGCACCUUCAAAACUAAAGUAACCUAACCCAAAAUUCAUAAAUAUUGAAUUUUGAAUUAGUGGUUCUGGUGUGCAAUUAACGUUAAAAGAUAAAAAUUGAAGUGGCUCUCUUUAUUAAUAUUAUUAAUAUACUAGUAGUCAUCGAUAAAAAUUAAAAGUAGGUGAACCAAUUUGAAGUAGCAUGAAAAAAAGCAUAUUUUUGUAUUUUCGGAAUGGGUUACUUUCUUGUUGAAGGUACAUAAAAGCAUAUAGGUAAGUGAAUGUUUCAAUUAAUGAUAUCAGUAUAUAAUAAAUUAUUGUGUAAGGUGCACGAUAUGCUUAAAUCUAAUAAAGGAGAUAUUGUGAAUAGCCUGGAGUGGGAUCAAUUGCGUUAAGUAGACUAAUGAUUACCUAAUUUAACUUUAUGUUGCACUAAUAAGGCUGGGCGCUGGCUACAAUCGCAUGAGCGUCUAGAUACUUUUGCGGCCAUAGCGUCUAAAAAAGAAGCUCAAGCUUCUCUAUGGCAGCUAUGAAAUGCUCAAAUACUUCCGUUCAGAUGCCCUAGCUGCCCCAGCACCAAGUUAGAAUCCUGAAGGAGAAUAUCCACACCAGCGAGCUAUUCGGAUCAUGAACCGCUCAGCUCGCAGAUGUGCAAGUGGAUAAAGUUGAAAACUCAUUCCACUCCACAUAAAACGAGUGGAAACUAAAUCGCUCAGCUCCCAAGUGCGGAUGCUCCUUUAGCUGCUAAAAUAAGUUAGCCGCUUAUCAAUAGGUACCGUAUUGCGAUUCUUGGAUCGCAGGAUUUCAAGAACAUCCGAACACAUUGCGAUCCUGUCAAUAUAGAUAACCAUCAAUAUUUCCUCGAUAAAGGAUCACGAUAUCGCGUAUCGCAUGACAAUAUUGAUAGUGUAAUAGGCCUCAAUGGGCGAAUAACACACGGUACAACACAAGAGACAAGAUUUCGUACGUAGCAACACACUUUCGUCACGAAAGAUCACGACGCGGGGCCCGACUCUGAAUACUGAAAAAUUAAAUGGCUAUUUUAAUUAUUAUUAAGUAGAUUACUUUUGGCGUUUGCUGUAUUGCUAGAAUUAUAAAGAGUAAAUAAAGCGUUAAGAUUAGGUAUCUACAUACCUUUUUAAAUUCUUUCCAAUAUUCGAAGGUUUGGACGCUGCUCUUAUCUUGCUUAUUGUACCCAGUUAGUAGUUGCAUGUAAAUUGUUUUAAAUUAAUUUGUCAUUAACUUAAAGGUAGUAACGGACAAUAUUUUCUCCUCUCAUAAGAAUAGAACCAUGAGAAUAUCAAAAUCUUAAAAAGAUUAAUUUAUUUGUUACAGUGAAAGCAAAGCAAGUAGUCCGAUCUGAACACGAGGCAUUACGACUCCGCAGUGUACAAAAACAGAUCUCAGUGGGGCUUAUGGCCUUGGCUGUCAUUGCGCAGACUACCAUGUUGCAACUUCAUAUUGCACUACUUGUUUUGCGAUUACUGUGCAUUCUACAAUUCAUGUUAUUUAUCAUCUCACUGUGCUAUUUUAUUAUUGUUAUGUAGGUAUGUAACUGGCAUGUAUUUAUG